AUGACACAGAUCUACUCCGGCGUGCUGGCCACAAUCAUCUGUUACGCAUCGUUGUGGCGUACCGAUCAGAUGAAGUGUAUCUACAUCGAAGGGAUUCAGGGCAGCAAUGUGAAGAUAAACGAUCGUUACUAUCAAUUCCGCAACAUGCAGAUACCGAUAAAGUAUUCCAUCCUGGUUCCUUUUUCGAUUGGAAUGCUGAUUAUCCUAUCGGUCUGUGAAGCAUAUGCCCAGUAUAACCAUGGUUAUUACUUCACGAUCAUUACUAUAGUGUAUCCCCUGUGGAUGUUUCAUAUAACGAUUUUGGAAUUCACAACGUUGGUUAAAUCCACGGAGUGCAUUCUAACCAAACUGAACUGGAUGUUAGAUACGUUUCUGGAGAGCUUGCAAAGACAGUCCACACCAAGUGUGACGCUCAAGGGAGAAAAGAAUCCCACCAAUAAGGUGUAUCCUCUCAAUCGUCGACCGUUCGUGCAGGAGCACGAGUUGAUCAGCGGUGAACGGCUGACGUACAUGUUCGUGAUACACGAGAACGUGGCCAAGCUGGCCGAAUUUAUCAACGGUGCAUACUCGACUCAGAUCAUUGCGAUCGUGACGGUUACAUUCGUCAACACACUGUUUGGAUUUUUCAUUGUAACUAAGCUCCUAUUUUGGAACUAUCAAAUGCUCGACCUGAUACUACGGGCCUGUCGAUAUGCGUUCGAGUGCAUUCCUGCUUGCUUGCUCGUUUAUUACAUGCUAAUUGUGUGUGCAUCAACCCACAGUGAGGUAAACUACGGGCAAAGCAUACCAUUUCUUCCACUAUUUAAAUCCGCCUCUUUGCUGCACAAGCUUCUGCAGUACAAAUCCAACUACUUCAUUGACGAUCAAGCACUGUUCGAACGAUCGAAAGCCAUCGCCCUGCAGCUGUUGCAUAGGAAGCGGUUUUCGCUGUUCGACGGAAGCGGCUUGUUCAGAUUGGACUUUACGUUCAUUUUUUCGGUUUUCAGUGCUGCAACCUCGUACCUAAUUGUGCUGCUUCAAUUUGAUCUAUCUAAAGAUCUAGAAAAGUCCACAAUCACAGCUUAAGGCAAUGAACAUUUAUGCACCAAAUUCUAUUCUCAAGCAUGUUCAUCGCUCUUUUUGGUGUUAUUGGCAUUAAAAAUGAUGUACUACGAGAUUCAAACGAAUAUCAGACAAACAACUUAA
Messenger RNA from Anopheles coluzzii, 1185 nucleotides. Its product is annotated as putative gustatory receptor 28a. Gene Ontology annotation, cellular component: axon; membrane; dendrite. Gene Ontology annotation, biological process: sensory perception of taste. Lineage: Eukaryota; Metazoa; Arthropoda; Insecta; Diptera; Culicidae. The record is from RefSeq and is a predicted model, not a curated record. The transcript is spliced from 6 exons. Bases 1 to 1065 code for a protein of 354 amino acids.